Molecule: messenger RNA, 944 nt
Organism: Nanorana parkeri
Lineage: Eukaryota; Metazoa; Chordata; Amphibia; Anura; Dicroglossidae
Gene: CALM1
Product: calmodulin 1
Exons: 6
Coding region: 100-549 (149 amino acids)
Molecular function (GO): calcium ion binding
Source: RefSeq, a predicted model, not a curated record
CAGUGCGGCUCGCGAUCAUACCCCCAGCACUGUGUGGAGCCCGGUGUGCGGUGCGUCUCGUUCUUAUCCCGACACUCGGAUCUGUAAUCAGCCGACAGCAUGGCAGACCAACUUACUGAGGAGCAGAUUGCUGAAUUCAAGGAGGCUUUCUCCUUAUUUGACAAAGACGGCGAUGGCACCAUCACCACUAAAGAACUUGGAACAGUCAUGCGAUCACUCGGCCAGAACCCCACCGAAGCCGAGCUACAAGACAUGAUUAACGAAGUCGAUGCUGAUGGCAAUGGCACAAUUGAUUUUCCCGAAUUCCUGACCAUGAUGGCAAGAAAAAUGAAGGACACAGACAGCGAGGAGGAAAUCCGUGAAGCCUUUCGAGUUUUUGAUAAGGACGGCAACGGUUACAUCAGCGCAGCUGAACUCCGCCAUGUAAUGACUAAUCUAGGAGAAAAACUAACGGAUGAAGAAGUAGAUGAAAUGAUCCGAGAAGCGGACAUAGAUGGGGAUGGACAGGUCAAUUAUGAAGAAUUCGUACAGAUGAUGACCGCAAAAUGAAAACUCGCCCCCCACAUUUCCCCUUCUAGAAUCAAACUGAAUCCUUUACUUACCUCUUGCAAAAAUGUUCAUUUACUCAUUCUGUUUCUGUAUAGCAAAACUGAAUGUCAAGAAAUUUACCUUCUGUCCACAAAAAAAAAAACACAAAAAAAAAACUUCUGCAUGUAAUGGUUGGUGGUCCUGUCCCCAAAAAAUAGACGAGUUUUUAAACAUCAAGUUUCACAGUCUAUAAAUACUUGUACUACCUUAUAACAACGAAGGAAGCACUUAAAGGACUCCAGUUCCAUUUGCUAAACGAUUACUACACUGUUUGGGCUGGCCAGUUUUACAUGCAUGCAGCUUGACAAUUUGAGCACAGGCAGACGAAAUUUGUAUUUAAAAACAAAAAAAACAAA